Molecule: messenger RNA, 987 nt
Organism: Globicephala melas (long-finned pilot whale)
Lineage: Eukaryota; Metazoa; Chordata; Mammalia; Artiodactyla; Delphinidae
Product: cilia- and flagella-associated protein 337-like
Molecular function (GO): protein binding
Source: RefSeq, a predicted model, not a curated record
AUGCCAAAGCAGCCAGCUGAAAACCGGGAACGUCAGUCAAUCAAACUUCUCUUUGUUCUACGUGAUAUCGCCGUAGGAUUCACCCACACCAAGAAUCUUCUGGCACUCAGUCUGAGGUUUCAGAGCUCCCAGAUGUCUACUAGUGGCCCAGGCUUAUGGCUGACCGUCGCAGGGCACUACAGAGAGCGAAGCCUGACCACCAACAUUCGGACUUGGGUGGCUUCACUCCAAGGGCUGUCCGUUCUGUGUGCUGACCUCCCAGACGUGGCUCCGGGGACAAAGUCCAAGAGCACAGCAAGGUCUCCCCUUGAGCCUCACCCAGUGGCUUCCCACAAAGAGCCCACAGUGUGCUGCCAGUACAACCCCACCUUCAGGCAGGUGGUCAGCUACUUGGAAGCAUCUGUGGUGAAAGUAUGGGACUUUGAAACAGGAAUACUGUUGUGCGAUUUUAUUGAGGCUCAAGGCAAUGCUGGAAUCCGUUGUCUGACCUUUGACUCCAGUGGAAGAGGUCUAGUUACUGGGGGCAGAGAUGGCUGUCUGAAAAUAUGGAGCUACAACAACGGACCUUGUCUUCACACCUGGAAACAUGAUGAAAAGCAAAGUGAAGUCUGUGAUUAUACCUACUUGAAGUUAAGCCAAAAUAAGUGUAUCAUAGCUGUUGGAUGGGAUAGAAGAAUAAAUGUGUACUUUGACACACCUUGUGACUUUCACCACUUCCGGAAGCCAAAGCCACACUGGCAGGAUGACGUGAACCACGGGCAAAAGGAGGACAUCCUCUGUGUAGCUCAAUGCCCGCCUAUUCUCCUUGCCACCUCCAGCUACGACGGGGAGAUUAUCAUUUGGAAUGUCAUCUCAGGGCACAUGCACUGCAAGCUGAAUACCCCCAGCCCCUGUGAUGGCACAGAAUAUGGAGAACGUAGGGGCAGGGCGGCCUCCACAGCCACUGUGCCCAGGCCCGCAGCCUCUGACUCCUGGCAUGUUGUCUAA